ACGUCAUCAACACUCGCCUGAGCGCCUUUCCUGCGACGCGGGGACGGAAGAAAACAAACCCAUCGCGAACUGGGAAGGAAAAGAACAACUCGUACUGGAGGAACUGGUUUUUAAAGCCCUGACUCUCUGUGCUGUGACGGAGCAGAACAUCUGGAGGAGACGCGUCACGUGACAACAGCUGGAUAGUGAAGCUAACACUCGCCGAGCAGCGGAACUUGGGACAAACAAAGAUGGAGGAGUUCACGCUGAUAAAAUCCAAACACGACCAUUGUUAUUUUUUUAAUUCAAACAUCUGAUUCGAACAUCUCUGCUGCUGUAACCCCCCCGCCCCCCAACAAAUUUCAAUGAAGAUAACAUUAAAUGAAUCAGAAAUACACUCUAUACAUUAUUAAUGUGGUAAAUGAUUAUUCUAGGUGGAAAAGCCUGGUUUUAAAUUAAAUAUCUACAUAGUUGUAUAGAGUCCCAUUUCCAGCCACUAUCCCUCCGGGGUUCAAAUGGUACAUUGUGUUUGCUAAUCGCCUUAGAAGACUAAUGGAUGAUUAGAAAACCAUUGUGCAGUUAUGUGAGCACAGCUGAAAACUGUUUAGCUGGUGAGAGAAGCUAUAGAACCGGCCUUCCUUUGAGCUAGUUGAGUAUCUGGAGCAUCACAUCUGUGGGUUCCAUUAUCCUCUCAAAAUGGCCAGAAAAGGAGAACUUUCAUGUGAAACUCGCCAGACUAUUCUUGUUCUUAGAAAUGAAGGCUGUUCCAUGCGAGCAAUUGCGAAGAAAUUGAAAAUGUCCUACAACGGUGUGUACUACACCCUUCAGAGAACAGCACAGACGGGCUCUACCCAGAGUAGAAAGAGAAGUGGGAGGCCCCGGUGCACAACUCAGCAGGAAGACAAGUAUAUUAAACUAGUCGCUAGUUUGAGUAAUAGACGCCUCACAGGUCCUCAACUGGAAGCUUCUUUAAAUGGUACCCGCAAAACGCCAGUGUCCACGUCUACAGUGAGGAGGCGACUCCGGGAUGCUGGCCUUCUAGCUUCUGGUCAUUCCUCCUCCGAUGAGCCGCUCAACAAGAAGAAAACAAACCUGGCGGCUGAAAAACCUGUGAUAAAAGCAAACGCAUCCAGAUCUCAAAGCACAAAAAAGAAAGCAGAUCUGGAGCCUCUCAUUAAAAUCGCCAAAACUGUGAAGAAGCCUUUCUCAGCACCUCCUAAAAAAUCUGUUGCUACAGAGAAGAAAGCUUCGGAUCCCUCCUCAGGUGACGAGCCGCUGAUCAGGAGGAAAACAAAGAAACCAGGGAAAAAAGAAAACAUUUGUGGGAUCGAUUAUCCUCUCAAAAGGGCCAGAAAAGGAGAACUUUCAUGUGAAACUCGCCAGACUAUUCUUGUUCUUAGAAAUGAAGGCUGUUCGAUGCGAGCAAUUGCGAAGAAACUGAAAAUGUCCUACAACGGUGUGUACUACACCCUUCAGAGAACAGCACAGACAGGCUCUACCCAGAGUAGAAAGAGAAGUGGGAGGCCCCGGUGCACAACUCAGCAAGAAGACAAGUACAUUAGAGUCUUUAGUUUGAGUAAUAGACGCCUCACAGGUCCUCAACUGGCAGCUUCUUUAAACGGUACCCGCAAAACGCCAGUGUCCACGUCUACAGUGAAGAGGCGACUCCGGGAUGCUGGCCUUCUAGCUUCUGAUCACUCCUCCGACGAUGAGCCGCUCAACAAGAAGAAAACAAACCUGGCGGCUGAAAAACCUGUGAAAGAAGCAAACGCAUCCAGAUCUCAAAGCACAAAAAAGAAAGCAGAACUGAUAAGCCUUGUGAAGAAGAACCACACAGACGAAGAGAGGAAAACCAAAACAAAAUCUAAGACCCAGAGGAACACAAAGAAGACGAGUGUGUCAGGGUCAUCAAGUGACGGUUCUGACGACGACACAAUCACAGCAGCUAAACACCCUGAGGUGACCAAACCCCUGAAAAUAAUACUGGAGAGGUGUGACGGUGACAACACUGGAUUUAAGUUUAUUUAAGUUAUUUUAUGAAAUGCACUUUAAUGGUGUUUUACUAUUUGUGCCUUUUUAUUUUUGCAAUGACUGUUUCCUCUGGUUUUAACACUUGUUGAUGUUCGGUAUAUUUUCUGCUUUCAUAUUAUGUGUACACUCGGCAUGAGGCAGUGGAAAUCUGUAACAGUGGAUUAAACUGCUCAGAUGAA
This is a messenger RNA of Pleuronectes platessa (European plaice), 2189 nucleotides long. RefSeq lists its product as uncharacterized. The record is from RefSeq and is a predicted model, not a curated record. The transcript has 7 exons. Bases 676 to 2007 code for a protein of 443 amino acids. Lineage: Eukaryota; Metazoa; Chordata; Actinopteri; Pleuronectiformes; Pleuronectidae.